AUGGCAUCAACUGGUCACGACUUGAGCCACAAGGCUGGUGAACUCAGUGGUCAAGCGCAGAUGAAGAAGGAGGAAUUUGUGAACCAGGCAUCUAAUGUGGCCCAAGAUGCAUCAAACAUGACAUCUGCCAGUGCUGAUCAUAAUAAUCCUUCUUACACCUCCCAGGCCACCAAUUUUCUUCAACAGACUGGGGAGCAAGUGAAGAGCAUGGCACAGGGAGCAGCGACUGCAGUGAAGAAUACUCUGGGAAUGAAUCCAGACAACACCAACCCCAGCUCCAAUACCACCAUCAGUACUGCUAACCAGCCAAGCAACCCAACACCUACCAAGAUCUGA
Molecule: messenger RNA, 336 nt
Organism: Tripterygium wilfordii
Lineage: Eukaryota; Viridiplantae; Streptophyta; Magnoliopsida; Celastrales; Celastraceae
Product: late embryogenesis abundant protein 29-like
Exons: 3
Coding region: 1-336 (111 amino acids)
Source: RefSeq, a predicted model, not a curated record